AUGGCGGCAGCAGGCGGCACGUCCGACCUCGACAGGAUGAUCGAGACCCUGCGGCGGUGCGAGGUGCUGAAGGAGAGCGAGGUUAAGCUCCUGUGCAGCAAGGCGAUGGAGAUUUUGGUGGAGGAGAGCAACGUGCAGCGGAUAGACUCGCCCGUGACGAUAUGCGGUGACAUACACGGACAGUUCUACGACCUCAUGGAGCUCUUCAAGGUGGGCGGCGACUGUCCCCAGACGAACUACCUGUUCAUGGGGGACUUCGUCGACCGCGGGUUUUACAGCGUGGAGACAUUCUUACUCCUGCUGGCGCUCAAGGUUCGGUACCCCGACCGCAUAUUCCUGAUCCGGGGUAACCACGAGAGCAGGCAGAUCACGCAGGUGUACGGCUUCUACGACGAGUGCCUUCGCAAGUACGGCAGCGUCAACGUGUGGCGCUACUGCACGGACAUCUUCGAUUACCUGUCCCUCUCGGCGCUCAUUGACAACCGCAUCCUCUGCGUGCACGGCGGACUCUCCCCGACGAUCACCACCGUCGACCAGAUACGGACCAUCGACCGGAAGCAGGAGGUACCGCACGACGGCGCGAUGUGCGAUCUGCUGUGGUCCGAUCCCGAGGACGUGACGGGUUGGGGACUGAGCCCCAGGGGAGCGGGGUACCUCUUCGGCGGCGACGUGUGCCAGCAGUUCAACGCGGCGAAUAACAUCGACCUGAUCGCCAGGGCGCACCAGCUGGUGAUGGAGGGGUACAAGUGGAUGUUCGACGAGCAGCUCGUCACCGUGUGGUCGGCGCCCAACUACUGCUACAGGUGCGGAAACGUCGCGGCGAUCAUGGAGCUGGACGAGAACCUGGGAAAGAGCUUCAAGGUUUUCGAGGCGGCGCCGCAGGAGGCGAGGGGAGUGCCCGCGAAAAAGGCGGCGCCCGAUUACUUCCUGUGA
This is a messenger RNA of Micromonas commoda, 933 nucleotides long. RefSeq lists its product with no specific name. Bases 1 to 933 code for a protein of 310 amino acids. The transcript is spliced from 2 exons. Lineage: Eukaryota; Viridiplantae; Chlorophyta; Mamiellophyceae; Mamiellales; Mamiellaceae. Gene Ontology annotation, molecular function: protein serine/threonine phosphatase activity. Gene Ontology annotation, cellular component: nucleus; cytoplasm. The record is from RefSeq and is a predicted model, not a curated record. Gene Ontology annotation, biological process: double-strand break repair via homologous recombination; peptidyl-serine dephosphorylation.